AUGGCAUUGAAUAGAAUUCAGUUGGUAAAAUGGCUAGAAGAUGUGACGCUGUGUGAGAAAGAAGCCUGUACAUUUGAGGUGGUCCUCAGUCAUGCGUACGUCCAGGGUCAAUGGAGCAGGGAUGGGGUACCACUUAAAUCCAGGCCUGUUUGUCGAAUUGCCACGCAGGGCAAAAAACACACACUCACACUCACGCGCAUCACGGUUGCUGACAUGGGUGUCAUCUGUUUCAAGGCUGAAGGGAUUGAAAGCUCUGCUAUGCUGACAGUCACAGCCAGGAAUAUAAAUAUUGUGAAGGCUCUUCAGAAUGUCAGUGUGACCGAGAGGGAGAGCGUGACAUUUAUCUGUGAGGUCAACUGGGAAGAUGUGGAUGGGAAGUGGUACAAGGAUGACACCCGGUUGAGAGCUGGGGACAAUGUUAAAAUAAAAUGUGAAGGUAAAAUACACUCCCUAACCUACAAAUCAGUCAAACCAGAAGAUGCUGGUGAGAUCAGAUUCACUGCUGAGAGGGUCUCUUCAACAGCAACACUGGGAGUCAAAGAGCUUCCAGUUCAUAUUGUGAAGCCCCUGAGAGUGAAGAUCGCCAUGUACAAACAUCGUGCCUUGCUGGAGUGCCAGGUCUCUCGUGCCAAUGCUGUGGUUAAAUGGUACAGAAGAAAUCAUGAAAUUGUGCCAAAUAGGAAGUACCAAACUAUCAGUGAAGGCGUGUACCGACAGCUUAUCAUAGAUGAUGUGGGAUCUUCAGAUGAAGACACUUUUACCUGUGAUGCUGUCGAUGACAGGACUUCCUGCCAGCUGUUUGUAGAGGAGCAGGCCAUCAGCAUUUUGAAAGGACUCAGUUCUGUGGAGGUCAUGGAGCCUAAAGAGGCUCGUUUUAAAGUGGAAACAAGUAUUAAGUUAGAGAGGGCACCCAAAUGGACCCUGAAUGGGCAGAUACUAUGUCCCUGUCCAGAAAUCCGGAUUGAGAGGCAAGGAACAUCGAACAGACUCAUUUUCACUCAAACCGACAGUAGUAUGUGUGGCACUGUGCAGUUCACCUCAGGGAAGAGCAAGUCAGAAGCUCAACUCACAGUUACAGAGCGCCCUUUGAUUGUCAAACAGCCCAUUUCUGAUGUAGAGGUGAAGGAGAACAGGUCAGUUACUCUCAGCUGUGAGUUCUGUCCAUCCCCCAGAGUGGUGCGCUGGUUCAAGGGAAGAACCCCCCUGUUUGCUUCCAAUAAGUACACAAUGAAGCGGGAAAAGAACCGGGUUGAGAUGACCAUCAUGGGUGUGAAAGCAGCAGAUUCAGGAGAGUAUCGCUGUCUGGCUGGUGGCUCAGAGACAAGAGGAAGAGUCAGUGUGGAAGUGAAAAGGUUGAAGAUCAUAAGACACUUAGAGCAAGUAGAGGUCGAGGAGGAUGGAACUGCAGUGUUCAGCUGUGAACUGAAUCAUGAGUCACCCAGUGUCCAGUGGCUGCUCAAUGACCGAGUCCUAUACACCAACUACAUCAACAAAAUCCAGAAUUCUGGAAAAGCCUACAGUCUGAUUUUAAAACGACUAGCUCCUCAAGAGAGCCGUGUAACAUUCAAAACAUUUGAUAUCAGCGAGUCUGCGUUCCUCAGGGUCAGAGAGAAGCCAGCAGUGUUUCUCAGGUCAUUGGAGGAUGUAGCAGGUGAGGAACGUGGUGAAAUCCUUUUGCAGUGUGACGUUUCCAAACCAUCAGUGACACCUGUCUGGAGAAAAGAUGGUGAAAUUCUGACCGCCAGUGAGAAGUAUGAGAUUCUCCAUGUGGGAAAGUCAUUGACUCUUAUAAUUCACAAGCUGAGAAAGGACGAUGGAGGAGAGUACAGCUGUGAUAUUGGCUGCAGCCAAACUAAAGCGAAAGUCAUAGUUCGUGACCUGCGCAUUACCAUUGUCAAACGCAUACGGACAACAGCUGUGCUGGAAGGGGAAAGCUGCAGCUUUGAGUGUGUCCUGUCCCAUGAUAUCAUUGAUGAAGCAUCGUGGAUUUUGAAUGGCCAGCUGAUUGUGAGCAAUGGAAGGAUCAUAAUCUCUAACAAAGGGUGCAAAUACACAAUGAGCAUUCAGGAAGUUACAAUAUCUGAUGCUGGCGAAGUGGUCUUCACCAUUAAAGAGCUCAGCUGCAGGACUAUGCUGUUUGUGAAAGAGAAACCUGUGAGAGUUUUUAGGGAUAUGCUAAAUGUUAAAGCAACACCUGGUGAAGAUCCAGAGCUCAGCUGUGAGAUCACGAAACCUGAUGCAACAGUUAAAUGGCUGAAAAAUGGGCGGCUAAUUAGAGUCAGCCCAAAAUAUGAAAUUACCCAAAAUAAUUAUCUGGUGAAGCUCAUCAUCCAUAAUGCAGCUAUAAUGGACUCAGGAGAGUACUGCUGUGAGGCUGAUGGGAUUGCUACAAGGGCGAGAUUAGAGGUCAGAGACUUGCAACAUACAUUUGCAAAGGAACUGAAGGAUAUGCGUGCAGAGGAGAAGGGUAUGGUGACCAUGGAGUGUGAAACCAGAAGGCCUGCAGCUACUGUGUCCUGGUUAAAAGGUCUAAUGGUGCUCAGCUCGGGACAGAAGUACAUGAUGAAGAAGAAGGAUGUUGUCCUCACUCUGACCAUCUUCAAUCUGGAGAAAAGUGAUAGUGCUGUCUACACCUGUGAUGUUGGGACAAUGCAGAGCAGGGCUUUACUUACAAUUCAAGGUCAAAAAGUGGUCAUUGUGGAUGAACUAGAAGAUAAAGAAUGUCUAGAAGGAGAUACCAUCACCUUUAAGUGUCGGAUCUGCCCAAGUGACUACACUGAUGUCAAAUGGUACCUGGAUGAGACCUUACUCUACACUAAUGAUCUUAAUGAGAUCAAGAUGAUACCUGGUGGAUACCACACUCUUACCUUUAAACAGCUUGCACGUAAAGACACCGGCACCAUCUCCUUCGAGGCUGGGGACAAAAGAUCAUAUGCAUCACUAUUAGUUAGAGAGAGACGUCCCACAAUUACUAAAGCAUUGGAAGAUACAGAAGCAAUUGAAGGAGGAAGUUUGGUGCUGUUGUGCAAGACCUCAAAGCCAUGCCAUAUUGUUUGGUACAAAGAUGGCUGUUUAAUCUGGAAUUCCUCAAAGUACUUAGUGAGUCGAUCUGGAAAUGAGGCCAGGCUGGCCAUCCAUGAUGUGAAAGACAGUGACGCAGGGUUGUACGAGUGCGAUGCAGGUUCUGUCAGCACAAAAGCCACCCUGACUGUUAAAGUUAUUCCUGCUGAGUUUACAAAAGCGCUUCAGAACCAAGAAGUCAAAGAGGGAGAGAGUGUAACGAUGAUGUGCGAAUACUCUAUACCCGGGGUCCAGUUUGUGUGGCGCAAAGAACCAGAGACGCUAAAAUCUAGUGAGAAGUACCACAUGAGGCAGAGGAAAUCUUGCAUUUCUCUUACAAUACACAAUCUGAAGCCAGAAGAUUCAGGGAAUUACACAUGCAUUUGCAGAGACCAAAGAACUAUGGCUACUCUUACAGUCAACGAGGUUCCUAUAUCAUUUAUUAAAGAGCUCAAGAACCAAGAGAUAGAUGAAGGUAAAAAUGUGACAUUACGCUGUGAGCUUUCUAAAGCUGGAAUCCCAGUGGAAUGGUUGAAAGGUGAACAAACUCUCUUGCCUGGGGAGAAGUAUCAGAUGAGGCACAUAGUCACCAUACUAGAGCUGGUAAUCAGAAAUCCAGUUCAUGAGGACAGUGGAACAUACAUCUGUGUGUGUGAUGAUCAAAGGACCAAAGCCAUUGUUAAAAUACGAACUCAACCUGUCACGUUCAAACAGAAGUUAAGAAAUCAAAUGGUUGAAGAGGGCAACAGUAUAAUCCUACACUGCGAGAUAUCCAAACCAGACACCCCUGUGCAGUGGAGAAAAGGAAGCAGCCUUCUCAGGUCUGGGGAAAAGUACAAAAUCAGACAGAGAGGCUGCAUGCUAGAGCUGAAGAUUUUUAAUUUGACGCAAGAUGAUAGCGGAGUCUAUAGCUGUACGAGCGAAACUGCUGAGACAUCAGCCAACAUCACAGUUAGCGCUCAACCUGUUACUUUUAAAGAUAAACUGAAAAACCUGGAAGCCGAGGAAGGGAACAUGGUAACAUUGCACUGCGAGCUUUCUAAAACCGGUGUCCCAGUAGAAUGGUGGAAUGGAGAGGAACUGCUCCAGCCUGGAGAGAAGUAUAAAAUGAGAGAACGAGGCACAUCAGUUGAGCUGAUCAUCUGUGAAGCCACGCCUGAAGACAGUGGAGUUUACAGAUGUGUCUGUGGAGACCAAAAGACCAAAGCUACAGUUAAAAUUGUUGGUGCUCCUGCUAGUUUUAAGCAAAACCUUAAGAACCAAGAAGCUCUGGAAGGCAAAUCUGUAACCCUUCACUGUGAGCUUUCCAAAGCUGGAGUACCUGUGGAAUGGUGGAGAGGAGAUAAACCGCUCCUUCCAGGGCCACAUUACCAGAUGAGGCUGGAUGGAAAGACUGCAGAGUUGAAAAUAACAAAUGUUUUCCCUGAUGAUGCUGGGAUAUACAGCUGUGUGACUGGAAGCCAAAAGACCACAGCUGAAGUGAAAGUCAAACCACUUCCAAUUACUUUCAAGCGAGAGCUUCAGAAUCAGAUAUCUACAGAGGGUAAGAGUGCAGUAUUUACCUGUGAACUUUCAAAGCCUGGUGCUCCAGUUGAGUGGAGGAAAGGUAGAGUGAUGCUGAAAAGUGGAGCCAAAUAUCAGAUGACGCUUGAGGGGCGACUAACCAAACUGCUGAUAAAUAAUCUAGUUGAGGGUGAUGCGGGAAAUUACACCUGCAAAACCAAAGAUUCACAAUCGACAGCCGAAUUGACGGUUCAAGGCUUACUUAAUUCUUGGCUUUCUAAAGGACUCCCUGCUAUCUUUAAAACAAAUUUGAAGAACCAAGAAACUCAGGAGGGGAACAGUGUCAAUCUGCACUGUGAACUUUCUAAGGCUGGAGUUCGAGUAGAGUGGUGGAAACGAGAAGAACUGCUCAAGACUGGAGAAAAAUAUCAGUUAAGACAGAAAGAAGCAACAGUAGAGUUGUUAAUAAGGAAGGCACAACCAGAAGACAGUGGAGUGUAUCGCUGCAUAUGUGGAGAUUACAAGACAGAAGCCACCAUCAGAGUUAAUGCUCUCCCCAUCACUUUCAAACAAGAACUUAAGAAUCAAGAAGGUGAAGAAGGGAACAACAUCACAUUGCGCUGUGAACUCUCUAAGGCCAGUGCUGAUGUGAAGUGGUUGAAGGGAGAUGAAGUCCUAAAGCAUGGUGAAAAGUACCAGUUGAGACAGAUAGCAACUAAAAUAGAGCUUGUUAUCAGAAAAGCCAUACCUGAAGACAGCGGAGUCUACUUUUGUGUAUGCCCUGAUCAGACAUCCAAAGCUACAGUUAAAAUCAAUGCUCUCCCGAUCACUUUCAAACAAAACUUGAGAAAUCAAGAAGUGGUGGAAGGAAACACAGUAGCUUUCCGUUGUGAGCUUUCCAAACCGGGAGCUACGGUGAAAUGGUGGAGGGGUGAAGAGGUGCUGCAGGGUGGAGAAAAGUACCUGAUGAGGAAUGAGGGACGGAUUGCUGAACUUCUUAUUAAAAAUGUCAACUCUGAAGAUGUCGACUUCUACAGCUGCACUACAGGAAAGGAAAAAACGACAGCGGAGGUCAAAGUUAGGGCUCUACCUGUCACUUUCAAACGAGAACUUCAAAAUGAAUUAACCAAAGAAGGUGGGCAAGCUGUGUUUAGCUGUGAGCUGUCUAAACCUGGCGCUCAAGUUGACUGGAGAAAAGGAAGAAUUAUUCUCAAGCCUGAUGAUAAAUAUGAAAUGAAGCAAGAGGGGACAUUCACUAAACUGGUCAUACAUAAUGUUGAAGCAAGUGAUGCUGGGAACUAUUCAUGUAAAACCAAGGAUUCUGAGUCAACUGCUGAGCUAACUGUUAAGGUUCCACCAAUCACUUUUAAAGUCAAGUUGAAAAAUCAGGAAGUUGAAGAAGAAAAUAAACUUGUGUUGCACUGUGAGCUCUCAAAAGCUGGAUGUCCUGUUGAAUGGAGGAAGGCGGAAGAGCUUCUUAGGUCAGGGUAUAAAUAUCAAAUCCAAGAACAUGAUGUUACAAGGGAGCUGAUCAUCACAAAGGCCAUGCCUGAAGACAGUGGAGUCUACAGCUGCAGUUGUGGGGAGCAGAAGACUAAAGCCACAAUCCGAGUAUUCGCCACACCAGUAACGUUCAAACAAAACCUGAAGAACCAAGAGGCCCCUGAGGGAGGUGUUGUUAUUCUGCAUUGUGAGCUGUCCAAAGCUGGGGUACCAGUAACAUGGUUAAAAGGGGAUGAGGAGCUCUGCAAUGGGAAUAGAUACAAGAUAAAGCAGGAGGGAUUGGUUGCCGAAUUACACAUUAAAAAUGUUCUUCCCAAGGAUGUUGGGGAAUACAGCUGCAUCGUUGGAGACCAGAAGACUACAGCUGAAGUUAAUGUUAGGGCUGCUGCCUCUGUGUUCUUUGAGAAAGAGCUUGAGAGUCAAGAAGCAAUGGAGGGGGACUCUGUCCUGUUUCGUUGUUUGCUCUCUAGCGAUAAUGCCCCAGUGACCUGGAGAAAAGAUACAAAUCAGAUCACACAGGGAGGGCGAUAUACCCUCCACCGUAAAGGUUCAACACAGGAGCUUGAAAUCAGGAAACUGAGAAUGCAGGAUGCUGGCAUGUACUCAUGUAGUGUCAGGGGCAAGAACACCUCUGCGACCCUCAGAGUGAUAGAGCGUGUGAGGAUUGUGAAAGCACUGCGUGACUUGACAGUAACUGCAGGUGAGAGCGCACACUUUGUGUGUGAGCUUUCACAUGAGAACAUCUUUGACAGGGUUUGGUGGCUUGGUUCCAAUGAACUUCAGGAGAACGAGAUGAACCAGAUGAGUGUCUGUGGUCGAGAACAUCACUUGAUGCUCACUAUGACCACAACCGAAGAGUCAGGUGUUGUGUCCUUUGUGGUGGGAAACGAAAAGACCUCUGCCCGUCUUCGUGUGAACAGCAAACCUACAGUUUUGAUAGAGGAGAGACUGAAGGACAUGACCAUUUUUGAGGAAGAUUCUGCCACCCUUUCCUGUGUGACUUCUGACACCUGCACACCUGUCACCUGGAAGCGAAAUAAUGUAACCCUGCUCUCCGGGGAAAAGUAUGAACCUCUGAAACACGGGAAACGUAACGUUCUUCUGAUUCAUAAAGUCAGAAAAGAGGAUGCUGGUAUUUACAUGUGCGAUACAGGAGACAUGCAGAGUAGUGCUACUCUUACAGUCAAAGAACGUCCUUUGUUUUUCUGCCGGGAGCUCCAAAAUCAAGAAGCAGAAGAGGGUGAGACUACUUUCUUGUGCUGUGAAUUGUCUCAACCUGGAGUUGAAGUUGAGUGGAAGAAGGGAGCAAUUCUUCUUAGGCCUGGUAACAAAUAUGAGAUGAAACAGGAUGGAUGUGAGCAGCAGCUACAGAUCAAUGACCUCACAAGUCAAGACAGUGGAGCCUACAGAUGUUGUGCCGAUGGCAUUGAGACAAGGGCUAGUAUUACUGUAAAAGAGCGUCCUUUAUUUUUCCAUGAAGAGCUCCAAAACCAAGAAACAGAAGAAGGUGAAUCAGCGUUCUUGUGCUGUGAGCUCUCUAAACCUGGAGUAGCAGUACAGUGGAAAAAGGGGGCAAUGCUGCUGAAGAAUGGACAGAAGUAUGAGAUGACGCAAGAGGGCAAUGAAGUACAACUUCAGAUCCAUGAUCUCACAAGUCAAGAUAGUGGUAUCUACAGAUGUUGUGCUGGCAACAUAGAGACACAAGCUAAUAUUAUUGUUAAAGAGCAACCUCUUUUCUUCUUUGAGGAACUCCAUAACCAGGAAGCAGAGGAGGGCGAGACAGCCUUUCUUUGCUGUGAGCUCUCUAAACCUGGAGUUGAAGUGCAGUGGAAGAAAGGGGCAAUACGAUUGAGACCGGGAGACAAAUAUGAGAUGAAACAAGAUGGCUGCAAAGUACAGCUUCAGAUCCAUGGCCUGACACGUCAGGAUAGUGGCAUAUACAAGUGCUGCUCUGGAAGCCUGGUAACCACAGCAUCCAUUGUAGUCAAAGAACAUCCUUUGUACUUCAUCAAGAUGCUUGAGUGUCAAGAAGCAGAAGAGGGCGAAACUGCUUUCCUUUGCUGUGAGCUUUCCAAACCUGGGGCUGCCGUACAGUGGAAGAAGGGAUCUGUGCUGCUAAAGCCUGGAAGGAAGUAUGAAAUAAAGCAGAAUGGUAGUGAACUGCAGCUUCAGAUCCAUGAGCUCACAAGCCAAGACAGUUGUGUCUACACAUGCUGUGUUGGUAGUCUAGUGACUUCAGCAUCUCUGGAAGUGAAAGAACAACCUCUGUUUUUCUGUGAGGAGCUCCAAAAGCAAGAAGUAGAAGAGGGUGAGACUGCCAUACUGAGCUGUGAGCUCUCUAAAUCCGGAGUGGAAGUGCAGUGGAGGAAGGGAACUGUUUUGCUUCGACCAGGAAACAAAUAUGAGAUGAAACAAGAUGGCUGUCUACAACAGCUUCAAAUAUAUGACCUAAAACAUGAAGAUAGUGGCUUGUACAAAUGUUGUGCUGGCAGUCUGGUGACAACUGCUUCACUUGUGGUAAAGGAACAUCGCUUGUUCUUUUCCAAGGAGCUCCAAAACCAAGAAGCAGAGGAGGGUAGGACAGCAAUAUUUUGCUCUGAGCUCUCUAAACCUGGAGUUUCUGUGCAGUGGAAAAAGGGAACAGUGCUUUUGAAGCCUAGUAACAAAUAUGAAAUUAAAGAAGAUGGCUGUCAACUACAGCUUCAGAUACAUGAGCUAACAGCUCAGGACAGUGGGGCCUACAAAUGCUGUGCUGGUAGCCUUGUCACAACUGGAUCUCUUGUGAUAAAAGAAAAGCCAUUGUACUUUUCUGAGGAGCUCCAGAACCAAAAAGCAGAGGAGGGUAAGACAGUCACAUUGCACUGUGAACUUUCUAAACCUGGAGUUUCAGUGCAUUGGAAGAAGGGAACAUUUUUGUUGAAGGCUAGUAAAAAAUAUGAUAUAAAACAGGAUGGCCGUGAACUACAGCUUCAGAUCAAUGAGCUAACAACUCAUGACAGUGGGGCCUACAAAUGUUGUGUUGGGAACCUGGUCACAACUGCUUCUCUUGUGGUAAAAGAACAGCCAUUGUUCUUCUCUGAGGAGCUCCAAAACCAAGAAGCAGAGGAGGGUCACACAAUUACAUUGCACUGUGAGCUCUCUAAACCAGGAGUUUCAGUGCAGUGGAAAAAGGGAACAGUGCUUUUAAAGCCUAGUAAAAAAUAUAUAAUUAAACAGGAUGGCCAGCAGCUACAGCUUCAGAUCCAUGAGCUAACAACUCAGGACAGUGGGGUGUACAAAUGUUGUGUUGGGAGCCUUGUCACAACUGCUUCUCUUGUGGUAAAAGAACAUAGCUUGUUCUUUUCUGAGGAGCUCCAAAACCAAGAAGCAGAGGAGGGCAAGACAGCCACAUUGUGCUGUGAGCUCUCUAAAUCUGGAAUUUCAGUGCAGUGGAAGAAGGGAACAGUGCUUUUGAAACCUAGUAAAAAAUAUGAGAUAAAACAGAAUGGCCGUCAGCUACAGCUUCAGAUCCAUGAUCUAACAGUCCAGGACAGCGGGGACUAUAAAUGUUGUGUUGGAAACCUGGUGACAACAGCUUCUUUUGUGGUAAAGGAAAAGCCAUUGUUCUUCUCUAAUGAGCUCCAAAACCAAGAAGCAGAGGAGGGUACGACAGCCAUAUUGUGCUGUGAGCUCUCUAAAUCUGAAGUUUCAGUGCAUUGGAAGAAGGGAACAGUGCUUUUGAAACCUAGUAAAAAAUAUCAGAUAAAACAGGAUGGCUGUCAACUACAGCUUUGUAUCCAUGAGCUAACAACUCAGGACAGUGGGGCCUACAAAUGUUGUGUUGGAAGCCUUCUGACUACUUGCUCUGUUACGGUGAAAGAGCAACCAAUAUUCUUUUGCAAGAACCUCCAAAGCCUUGAAGCAGAGGAAGGUAAGACAGUCACUCUGAUCUGUGAGAUCUCAAAACCUGGAGUUGCUGUGCUUUGGAAGAAGGGAACAGUGUUGCUAAAACCUGGAAACAAGUAUGAAAUGAAACAAAAUGGCUGUGUGCUACAACUCCAUAUACGUGACCUGAAAAGUGAUGAUAGUGGCUCUUAUACAUGUUGUACUGGUAGUGUGGUGACAACUGCUUCUCUUGUGGCAAAGGAACAUCCCUUGUUCUUCUCUAAGGAGCUCCUAAACCAAGAAGCAGAGGAGGGUAAGACAGUCACAUUGUACUGCGAACUCUCUAAACCAGGAGUUUCUGUUCAGUGGAAGAAGGGAGCAGUAAUACUUAAACCUUGUAAAAAAUAUGAGAUUAAACAGGAUGGCCACCAACUACAACUUCAAAUCCAUGAAGUAACAGCUCAGGACAGUGGGGUCUACAAAUGCUGUGCUGGAAGCCUGGCAACUAAUGGUUCAAUUAAAGUGACAGAGCAACCUUUAUUCUUCUGCAAGAAUCUUCAAAACCUUGAAUCUGAAGAAGGUGAAACUGCAUUCCUGACAUGUGAGCUCUCAAAACCUGGAGUUGUUGUGCAGUGGAAAAAGGGAUCAGUGUUGCUAAAACCAGGAAACAAGUAUGAGAUGAAACAGAAUGGCUCUGAAUUACACCUUCAAAUCCAUGAUUUAAAAUGUCAGGACAGUGGUGUCUACAAAUGCUGUGCUGCAAAGAUGGAGACAAAAGCUUCUGUUGUUGUAAAAGCUCCACCUAAAAUUAAAGACAUCCCUCAAGCCCCACCAAGAGUAAAAGGAAAAAACAUUAUGGAAGAAACACACAGUGGUCUAGAUCAUAAGAAACAAGCUGCAUUCAUUGAGGAAUCAGAUAUCUCUAUCUUAGAUCCAUCAGAGGUUCACUUCCAGGAUCUCUGUGAGAAACCGACAGAUGACCAGGAAGUCAAGACAAAAUCAUUGGUGGGACAAAAGGGAGAAGAUUUGAGUUCCAAAAUGGUUAUCAGUGAGUCUAGUUGCACCAUGGGAGAACAUGAAAUUUCUUCUCUUGCAACCAAUGUACAUGAAGAACAAGGAAAAAAGGAGUUGGACACAAAUUCAAAAUGGGUAACUAAGAUUUCUGUGGACCAGCACAAUGAAGAGACCUCAGGGCAAGUUCAGAAAAAAACUCCAAGCAUAGAUACAAGUGAACAGAGCAAGGAACCAUCCAGAGAGGUUCCCCUGCCUCCACCGCGGUCAAAGGGUAAGGCCACACAUCCAGAUGAUUCACUCCAAGACCAGCACAGUAUUAAAGAGCCAACUCUUGAUAACAGAGGCAAGAAACAAGAUGUUGUCAUUGAGGCUACUGUGGAUACCACAAAGGCAUCAAAGCAUGUUGACCUAACAGUGUCACUCCCUAAAGAGAAUGUCUCCCAGCUACAUGUUGAAACCAAAAGGCAACCCUAUGUUUUGGAAGCAAAGAUCCAAGAUAUGGACAUAAAACUAUGUGUGGAUACAACUUUGAAGAUAUCCGAACAUGGUUUAAAUACCCCAGUCUUCAAAGAGAUAACAGCGAAACACAUUGAAUCAUCUCAUUUAGAACAACCAUGUCAUUUAGAGGGAAAUAAUCAGUAUAUCAAACAGAAAUCAACUGUAAACAAGGAACCAAAGAAAGAGCAAAUUGUGAGCAAGGAAACAGAGUUGGAAGAAUUUGCCCCGCAGACAAAUAAAAAUAAGGAACCAAAACAGAAAUCAUUGGAUAAGAAUGUAGCACAUGAAAAUCAAAAUGUCCAAUUUGAAGAGAGAUCAGAAAUUAAAAAGGUUCAAUCCAUGGAUGAACAUCAAGGACAGAUAACAAAGAAUAUUACAGAACCACCAAGUAUUGCAAUUACAAGCCAGAAACCUAAAAAGCCAAUCCUUUGUGCACAAAGAGACUCUUCAAUGCCUGUUAGAGAUGUGCAGAAGGAAUUAAAGGCAGGUGAACUGAAUUCACCACACAUUGAUAGUGGAGAACAGAAACAUGUCCAGCAGGUUGUGGAUAAACAUCAUGGAAAAGUGCCAAAGCAUGUUACAGAAAAAGCAACACAUAUUGCCAUUACAAGCCAGAAAUUCAAAGAAGAAAUAAUAACUGCAGUUAAAACUACAGCAAUUAAAGAUGUGCAGAAAUAUUCAGAGGAAGGUGAACUGAAUUUACCACACACUGAUAGUGAAGAUGUGAAAAAUGUGAAGCAAGCUCUGGAUGAAGAUAAGGUUAAAGUACGAAAGCCUGUUACAGGAAAAGCAACAAAUAUUGCAAUUGCAAGCAAGUUCAAAGAAGAAAUUAUUCCUGCAGAGAAAGCUACAACAAUGUCCAUUAGGGAUGUGCAAAGGGUUUCACAGGAAGUGGAACCAAACAUACAACACAUUGAUAGCGGAGAUGAGAAAAACGUGAAGCAGGUCAUAGAUGAACAUAACGUAAAAGUACCAAAGCAUGUUAAGGAAAAGACUCCAAGCAUUACAAGACAGCAGUUAAGAGAACAAAUAAUUCCUCCAAAGAAAACUAUAACAAUAUCUUUUAGGGAAGUGCAGAAGGCAGCACAGGAAGUUGAACCAAACUUACCACACAUGGAUGAUAAAGAUCAGAAAAAUGUGAAGGAGGUUGUCAUUGAAGGACAGAAGGAAGAUGUUUCCAGAGGAUUGAGCUCUCAACCCGAGGAGAUGAUGCCAGAGCAGAUCACUAGUGUGGAUCCUGACAAACAGAAGAGUUUAAAAGCAGAACAAGGUGGUCCUGGUAUAGAUAUAGAUUUUGAAGAUGAGCCAGAGAUGCUUGAGGCUGCGAUUAAAAUACAAGCUGCUUUCAAAGGUUACAAAACUAGAAAGGACAUGCGGCUCAUCUUUAAAGAAGUGUUCAAGAACCAGAAUAUUAAUCUUGGUGGCACUGCAUUCAUGGAGUGUGUUGUAGAAGGUAAAAUAAGCACUGUGCGUUGGCUUAAAGAUGGAGUAACUCUCAAGCCUGGGGAAAGGCACAAAAUCACCCAUAAUGCCUAUGGAAGGUGUCUUCUAGAAAUUUCCAGCUUUACAAACAAAGAUGCUGGAAUCUACACAUGCGAAGUUGCAAACAAGUUUGGAGCAGUUAGUUAUAAUGGGAACGUGAUGGUGGGUAAACCACAGAAGCCAUCACAAACAAUUCAGACUGCACAAACACCAAGUACAGAAAUUGUCACUGAGAAAGAGGUUUUGCCAACAAUUAACACGGAAGAGGAGUCAUUGAGACUCGUCUAUGACCUACCGGCAGAUGACACCUACAGCAAGAUCCAGGAGAAAAGGAGAAGUCUAAUUUCAGUCAGCUCUAUAUCCUGUUACUCAGAUUAUGACACAGCCCCAGAUGUUGAGACAGACUACCAAUCUAGAGGUAAAGAGGCAAAGAAGGCAAAAACUGAGGUUUCUACUACUCUGACUUCUAAAGAAGAAAACAUAAUUAGUGUACAAUCCCCAAAGAAUACAGACCAGCUAAAAGUGAAAGGUGGCAAUUCACAGAGCCAGACACCCUCACCCAAACGCAUUCAUUCCUACAAGUCCUCUGCAAAUGCUGAGUCGUUCUCUGAGUCAGAUGGAGAUGAUGAUAGAGGAGAGACCUUUGAUAUUUAUGUAGCCAAAAGUGAUUGUCAGCCUCUGGGAGGAAACAAAGAGGCUUUUGUACUAAAGGAAGGUCAGUUUGUGGAGGUCCUGGACUCAGCCCAUCCUGUGAGGUGGCUUGUCCGUACAAAGCCAACCAAGAUCACACCAUCCCGUCAAGGCUGGGUAUCCCCGGCGUACCUAGAAAAGAAGACAAGGGAAAUAUUUUCCUUGGCCCAUGAAGCAGAGACUAAAGAAUCCCCUGAGAAAGGCAAAACACUUUUUACAAAGGAUGAGCACAGUUUGAUCCAAAGUCGCUUGAUCAAGGGGUUACUUGAUGGUGAGAAUAAUUUUGUGCGUGAGCUGAACUUCUUUGUGGAGCACCAUUUACAAUACUUAGAGACAAGCACUCAAGUUCCUCUCACCAUCCUAAGUCAAAAAGAGUACAUUUUCCGCAAUAUCAGAGAUAUUGCAAGUUUCCAUGAAUGCUGUAUUCUCCCUAAGCUGGAGAUGUGUUUCUCAGAUGAUGAUGUAGCCCAGUGUUUUGUCAGUUAUGCACUGGACUUUGAGAUGUAUCUCCAGUUCAUUACAGGCCUGCCCCAAGCCGAGGCUUGCAUCUCAGAAAAAAACACACAGCAUUUCUUCAAGCAAUAUGCAAACACAGAGUUGGCACAUUUGGAUACGCAGGUCUUCAAUGUUAGCACAUAUUUGCAGAGACCCAUGGAGAGAAUUCAAACGUACAAAAAUGUACUUAAGGAGCUGAUCAGAAACAAAGCAAAAAGCGGACAGAACUGUUGCCUGCUGGAAGACGCCUUUGCCAUUGUUUCCAGCUUGCCUUGGCGUGCAGAGAACUUGCAUCAUCUGUCCAUGAUUGAGAAUUACCCUGCACCUCUCAAGGGGCUUGGAGAACCCAUUAGACAGGGCCAUUUUACAGUAUGGGAGGAAAUUCCUGAGGUCAAAAUCUCUCAAAGAGGACAUCACCGCCACGUCUUUCUCUUCAAAGAUUGUAUUGUCUUCUGCAAGCCGAAGAGAGAACUUGGCACAUACACUGAGGCCUACAUAUUCAAGAAUAAGAUGAAGCUGAGUGAUAUUGAUGUAAAGGAUACAGUGGAAGGAGAUGACAGGUCAUUUGGUCUUUGGCACGAGCACCGGGGAAUGGAGAGAAAAAUCAUUCUGCAAGCUCGAUCCAUCCUCCUCCGCCUCUCCUGGCUCAAAGAUCUGAGAGACCUGCAGCAGCGCAGCAAACAGCCCACUUGGACUGCCCCAUGCUUUGAGCAGCAUCUUAGUGACUAUCCAGCAAAGCUUGGACAAAAUGUAAAACUGGUCUGCAAAGUCACUGGUACACCAAAACCAGUAAUAAAGUGGUAUAAAGAUGGUCAUGCUGUGAAAGAAGACGAGCAUCACAUUACAUCAGAAGGACAGUUAGGUGCUUGUUAUCUUGUACUGACUGGUGUCAUAGAGGCGGACUCAGGUCAAUACAUGUGUUAUGCAACCAAUCAUGCAGGGAACGCAAGCACUCUGGCUAAUAUCAUGAUUGAUGUACCUCCAAGUUUUACAACCAGACUACAGAACUCAGUGCUUGUAAAGGGACAAGAUGUGCAGUUCAGGUGCUCCACACAAUCUGCUCCUUUACCAUCAAUAAGGUGGUUUAAGGAUGGCAUUCAGCUUGAGGAUAACCGGAAACACCAGAUUCAAUCUGAUGUUCAAAGAGGAAUUCUCACUCUCACUAUAAAGAGAGCUGAAGAGGCAGAUCUAGGUCAAUACCAGUGUGAGCUAAAGAAUGAAGUGGGCAGUGCCAAGUGUAAAGCUGAACUCUGCCCUCCAGCACCAUUACCUGUGACAGUCAGGACCCAAAAGCAAUCACAAACUACCCCAACUCCAGAUCCCCACUCAGAUGGUUGGUCAAGUUCCUUUGUGAAGAACCUGUUUCAUAUACUCUUUCAGACUGGAAACCCCGAAACAUCUGCUGCUGGUGUUGAAGACGCACAAACACUUAAAGAACAGGACGACAUGGAGAGGCAGGUACAGACGGCACAGGAAGAGGGACACGUGGAGCCUGAGGAACACUUUUACUCAGACACAGAGGGGGAAUUUCUGACAGAGCCUCCAGCUGUGCAAGUGGCCAUUGAAGACCUGACAGUCCGGCCUGGUCAGCCUGCAACAUUCUCUGCCAUUAUUACUGGCCAGCCCACCCCAGAUAUACAGUGGUUUAAGGAUGACCAGGAAAUCCUAUCCAAUGACUACACAGAAAUAUGUCAAAGUAAUGCCCGUUGCUCUCUGACUUUGCUAAAUACUCAAAUAGAGGAUUGUGGCACCUACAGCUGCAUAGCUAUUAAUAGUGCAGGACAAGCAUCUUGCCUCGCCAAACUCCGUGUUGACACAGGUGAGUUGGAUGAGGAAGAAAGAGAAGUGGAGUUUGGAAAAAGACGGAAAUUACAUUCUGUAUAUGAUGUUCAUGAAGAGAUAGGGAGGGGCACUUUUGGAGUGGUUAAAAAAGUCACACACAAGGCGAAUGGUGAAUGUUUUGCUGCUAAGUUCCUUCCACUCAGAAGCAGAACACGGACCAGAGCAUUCCAGGAGAGAGACCUACUGUCCCGUCUAGCUCACCGCAGACUAGCGUGCCUCUUGGACUUUUUCACCACAAGACGCACACUGGUCUUGGUUGUAGAAUUAUGUUCUACACAGGGGUUACUUGAUCAUUUGUUUUUAAAGGGAUCAGUUUCAGAGAGGGAGGUCCAAUUAUAUAUUCAGCAGGUUCUGGAGGGCAUUGGAUACAUGCACAGUUUGAACAUCUUACAUCUGGAUAUCAAAACAGACAAUAUCCUAAUGGUGUCCCCUGCGAGAGAAGACAUAAAAAUCUGUGAUUUUGGCUUCUGCCAAGAAAUUGACAACUCCAGACACCAGUACAGCAAGUUUGGGACACCUGAGUUUGUUGCGCCAGAAAUUUUCCACCAAGAACCUGUGACAGUAACCACUGAUAUCUGGUCUCUUGGUGUGGUUACUUACUUAUGUUUAACAUGCCACUGUCCUUUCUUCGGGGAGAAUGACCGUUCCACACUGAUGAAGGUCGCUGAGGGCAUGGUGUACUGGGACACACCUGAGAUCACAAGCAGAAGUGUGGAGGCACAGGACUUCUUACAUAGGGUUCUACAACCAGACCCAGAAAUGAGACCCUCUGCAUCUGAGUGUUUGAGUCACGAGUGGUUUCAGGUUGGUAAUGAAGAACCUGAGGACAUAAAUACCAAAAAUCUAAAAUCUUUUAUUUCAAGAAGAAAAUGGCAGCGUUCCUUGACAUGUCUCGGCUCUGUUCUGACUUUGAGACCAAUCCCAGAGUUGUUGGAGGCUCCUCUGCGUGACGUUUCGAUUACAGCUACAAGGGAAACCCAGGAGCCCAGCAGCACCUCCCUAAGUAGUGGAUCCUCCUCAGAGUUUGAUGAAGCAGAUGCUUGGGACUUCUUCCAACAGGUGAGCCAGGAGGAUGAAGAUGAUCUGGAAGAAGAGGAAGAAUAUGAGCCAUACACUCCUGUGUCAAAGAUGCCCACAGUUUUAAAACUGGAUGAAGAAGAUAUGCUUAUUGGUAAGGACCGUUUUCACAGCGGCCCACUGGUGAUUCCCACGACCGCACCAUCAACAGAGCCAGUCAGUUUGGAGAGGACAGACAGUAGCCCCUAUCUUCACCUCUCUGAAAGAGAUGAAGGAUUGGAUCCCAUACCACGUCGUAGCCUCAUUAAGAGCACUUUUUAUUGCAGCUCUGAGCAGCUCUCACCCAUGUCUGCUCGUCACAUGACGCUUCGGGAUAAAAUUCAAGCUAAAAAGCAAGAGCGUGGCCGUAAACCCCUCCGUGCCAGCCUCUCCGGCAGGUUAAAUGAGCCCCUCAUAGAGUAUGUAGAAGAUUCCCCAGACUUAGAAGCUAAUCGUAACCAAAAAAGAGGAUCAAUGCAUUCAUCUAUCCUCAAGUCAAGCUCAUUUGAUAGUGGAGUGAGUGCUGCCCAUCCAAGCAUACACACCCAGAGAAGAAGCAGGUCAUUAGAUGUAUACACACAACGCUCUUCGACUUCAAUUGAGCCAACAGUGCAAGGAGAGGAGGAUGAGCAUGACGUUGAAGAAAGCCAGAAACCAGAUGUCACUGAUGAAGAAGAGGAAAAAACUGAAGAAGUCCAAGUGAGAAGGAAACUUUGCCGUCGCUCUGCGUUUUUGUCAAAGAAGGGCCCAUUAAUUGUGAGAAAGGUCAGAGCACAGGUUCAUGAGCCUGAAGAAGGACAUCAGCCAGCCUUGCAAAGUUCUUGUGAGGAUGACAACCAGUUGCAGGUCACGGAAACAGACACAAGAAAUUUAGGUGAUGAGGAGAGUGUGGAUGGCUCACAGCUUUCACUAGCAUGUUCACUUGACCACGGUUCAGAAGCUUCUAGCAGGAUAGGCUCACAUGAAGAACUCUCCCACAGACACCACCAUGAAGAGAGCUUGAUCGCUCGAUCCUCUGGAAAAACAUCUCCAUGCUCUUUACUGCAAGACUCUGAGGAUGAAGACAUGGAGAGGGUCCUGAGAUCUCUUCGCCAGGACCUCCCAAAAAUCCCGCCAAGACGGCGCAGCAACAGUUCAAGCUCUGGACUAAAUGAGAUGUGCAAUAGGAGUGACAUCCUUCUGAGAAGACGCUCCUCUGCAGUUCCUGUUCAGGCUGCAGUAGCAGGACAAGAAAGCAUAGAAUUACUUCAAAGACAUGCCUCAGCCCCAGCUCUUCAAGCCAAACCUCCUAGUGGGAAAACUUCCAAGGCUGGAUUCAUGAAGAUCUUCCAUAAACAUUCGUGGGCUAGCCAUUCUUCUCCUCAACUAGAAGGCUCGGAAAAGAAGCAAACAGAAGGAGCAUCCUCACAACCCAAGAGUCCUCUUCUAACUCUGAGGAAGAAGAUGCGAGCUUCAGCCUCUAGCAUAACAAAACUGUUUACCCGACAGCCCAGCAAAGGGGAUGAAGAGAAGAAGAAAGGCGGACCAAUUGUGAAGAACUCCUCCCCUGUCAUACCAGAGAAAAUGACCACAGUAAUGACCACCUCAUCCGAAAGUCCUCAGAAGAAGUCCAAAUUGUUCUUGCUGAAUGUGCCGAUAUUUAAGAAGACCAAAGUCAAACCAUCCAGGCCAGAUGUCAUUCAGCUAGCAGGGGGAGGAGCGCUUGUGUUCUGGAAACCUCUGCCAUCAAAAGAACUUGUCACAUAUUGCAUUCAGUAUAGUGUAAAUGGUGUGGAGUGGAGAAUGUUGGCAGAGAAUGUUACAGACAGCUGUUUUACAGUAAAUGCCCUUCCGAGAGGACUGGGAUAUAUGUUCAGAGUAUCCCAUAACACCAAGACAGGGUUGGCACCUUUUAGUGACCCUUCACCACCAGCCUUUAUGGCCACACCUUAUGAAGAAUUUCACAAUCCUCUCAUUAAAAUGGAAUCUAUUGGGUCAAAGGUCACUGUACCUGGAGGUCUUGGCACUGACAAAUCUUACAGCUUCCUUUCUGAAAUCAACAGAGGCCGUUUGAGUGUGGUAAUGCAGUGUGAGGAUAGUCGCAGCUCUCAGAUGUUAGCCGCUAAGAUAACACUUUACAGACCAGAGCAGAGGCAGUUGGUUUUAAGGGAAUAUCAACUGCUUCGCCGACUGAACCACCAUCGAAUCGUCCAGCUGCAGUCAGCCAUCCUCACCCCCACCUUCCUGGUGCUUAUAGAGGAACUGUGCUCAGGACGAGAGCUUCUUUAUAACCUUGCAGAAAGGACUCUAUAUUCAGAAACACAGGUGACUAACCUACUAGAGCAGAUUCUGAGUGCUGUGGAUUACCUGCACAGCAGACGCAUUGUACACCUGGACCUAAAGUCGGACAACAUGCUUGUGACAGGCCGGAAUGUAGUGAAGAUUGUGGAUUUGGGCUCUGCUCAGCCCUUCACUCCAGGACAGGCACUAAACAUUGAACACAUCAAAGAAAUAACAGAUAAUAAAGUUAUUUUUUGGUUCUGUUUGUUAGGUUAUAUUGUCCUUCCUAAAGCUCCUGAAAUAUUAGAAGGACAAGGAGUUGGACCUGAAACUGAUAUCUGGGCUGUCGGUGUUUUGGCUUUUAUAAUGUUGAGUGCAGACAGUCCCUUCCAUGCUGAUAUAAAUUGGGAGAGGGAUCGAAACAUCAAAAAAGGCAAGAUCCAGUUUAAUCGUUGUUACCCAGGUCUCUCAGAGGGAGCCAUUAACUUUAUGAAGAACACCCUGAGCAACAAAGCCUGGGCAAGACCUACAGCUGCAGAGUGCCUCCAAAACCCCUGGAUACAAGGAGACCGUCCACCCUCCAAACACACUGACUCUGUGGUCUGCUUCUCAACAGACAAGCUGCAGGCCUAUCUCAGGGAACGAGAGGUCAAGCGAGACCACGUCCGCACAAAAAUUAAUCUGCCCUUUCCAUAAUUCAAGGGACAAACAUUUUUGGAGGCUGACAGUGAUGUGUGGAACUGACAUGCUUUUUGUAGUUUUCGAAAAGCUGUGCUGCUCUCCCACAAGGAAAGAGUAUGAUAAAAAAGCUGUAAUGAUAAUCAAUUAUAUUUCUUUCGAUAUAACAUUAACACAUGCAAUCAGGCAAUCUGCACAACAUGGCUUCAGUUGUUGCUUUGUAAUAAUUCAAAAAUGACUUAAUUUCCAUAAACACCGUUUUACAGUAGAUUAAAUAAAUGUCAUUUAUAUAGCUCAGUGGUAAUGGGGCUUUUGCAUUUCUAUCUAUCUAUCUAUC
Carassius carassius (crucian carp) is the source of this 20281-nucleotide messenger RNA. RefSeq names its product obscurin, cytoskeletal calmodulin and titin-interacting RhoGEF a (gene obscna). Bases 1 to 19962 code for a protein of 6653 amino acids. Gene Ontology annotation, molecular function: ATP binding; protein binding; protein kinase activity. The transcript has 82 exons. Gene Ontology annotation, biological process: protein phosphorylation. The record is from RefSeq and is a predicted model, not a curated record. NCBI's taxonomy places the organism in Eukaryota, Metazoa, Chordata, Actinopteri, Cypriniformes, Cyprinidae.